This is a messenger RNA of Schistocerca gregaria, 6395 nucleotides long. RefSeq names its product UDP-glucuronosyltransferase 2C1-like. The transcript is spliced from 8 exons. Gene Ontology annotation, molecular function: UDP-glycosyltransferase activity. The record is from RefSeq and is a predicted model, not a curated record. Bases 346 to 2064 code for a protein of 572 amino acids. Lineage: Eukaryota; Metazoa; Arthropoda; Insecta; Orthoptera; Acrididae.
GCCACUCCGUCACACGCCGUCUCGCGAGGAAGUACUUUGCACUGCGACACGGAGAUCUCGACGCGCGGUUAGGAGAGCAACACUUCGACAUUCAGCAGUUCAGCUCGUCAAAUACUUCGGUACAGAAUUAUGUGGAAACGUUCGUACUGACUUGUGUUUCACUAUUGUAAUUGCUUCUGUAGGAAAUCGUUGCCUGGCCAGCAACUUGAGCUUCAGACAGAAAUCGUAUCUGGAUUGAGUCAGGCCUUACACCUAUCGAUUCUCAUCACAGCAAAUUGAGUGAGAAUAGACGUCUUUCAGUACAUCUGUAAAUCUAAAAGGAGGUAGUACCUCUGAACAUACAGGAUGCUGGCAGCAGUCAUGGCGUGGCUGUGGCUGUGGCUGUGGCUGUGGCUGGCGGCGGGCGGCCGGUGCUGGGAGCAGCCGCGGCUGCCGCCGACGCCCGCGGGGGCGGAGGUCCUGAUGGCGACGCUGGGCGGCACUCGCUCCCACACGGCGCCCUUCCUGGCGCUGGGCCGCCAGCUGGCGCGGAGGGGCCACCGCGUCACGCUGCUCAGCGCCUUCCCGCCGCCGCCCGGGGAGGAGACACCAGGCGUGCGGCAGCUGAACCCGGAGCCGCUGGUGCGCUACGUGGCUGAGCUGACCCGCGGCUGGGACCUGCUGGGAGCGCGCGCCAGGGGCGAGCAGCCUGUGCCGCCCUGGGAGGCGGUGCGCUUCGGCCUGCAGGUGUGCGAGGCGGCGCUGGGGUCCCGGGAGGUGCGCGGGCUGCUGGAGGCGGCGUCGCGGCGGCGGCCGUCGCUGGCGCUGCUGGACGGCGCCUUCCCCGACUGCCUGCUGGCGCUGGCGCACCGCCUGGGCGCGCCUCACGCCCUGCUCAACACCGUGGCCGCGCACCCGGGGGCGGCCAGCUGGGCCGCCGCCAGCCCCGCGCCCUUCAGCGUCACGCCCUUCAUGGGCCUGCCCUACACCGACCGCAUGGCCCUGCCGCAGCGCCUGCUCAACGCCGCCCACCACGUCGCCCUCAGGGCCAUGCAGGUCUUCAGCACCAAGCUGCUGCUGGAGCCGUGCAUACGGCGCCACCUGGGUCCUGACGUGCCGCCCAUCAGCUGGCUGGCGCGCAACACCAGCUUCGUGCUCCAGAACGCGCUCAGCCCCACUACUCUGCCGCGCGCCUACUUCCCGGACGUCGCCGAGGUGGGCUGCCUCCACUGUCGGCCAGCCAAGCCGCUGCCCCAGGACCUGGAGGAGUUCGUGAGCGGGUCGCCGUCUGGCUUCGUGCUGGUGAGCAUGGGCUCCGGCGUCAGGGCUGCCAACAUGCCGGCGGAGCUGCACCGGCUGCUGGUGAGCGCCUUCGGCAGCCUGCCGUACCGCGUGCUGUGGAAGCACGAGGCCGGUCCGGGCGGCGCGGGGGCGCCGGGGCUGGAGCUGGAGCUGGGCGGAGCACCACGGCCCGCACUGAACGGCACGGGGGGCUCUGGGCUGGAGCUGGAGCUGGAGCCGGGCCUGAGGGUGCCGGGGAACGUCAUGCUGAGGCGCUGGCUGCCGCAGCAGGACCUGCUGGGGCACCCUCGUCUGCGCGCCUUCGUGGGGCACGGCGGGCUGCUCAGCGUGCUGGAGGCGGGCUUCCACGGCGCGCCGCUGCUGGCGCUGCCCGUCUUCUGCGACCACGACUCCAACGCGGCGGCCGCCCGGCGCGCCGGCUUCGCGCGCGUCCUCCAGCUCCAGGGGCUCAGCGCCCCCGCACUGGCCGCCGCCGUCCGCGCCGUCGCCACAGACCCCAGGUACCGGGAGGCUGCUUACCGUCAGUCAGUGCUGAUCCGGGACCAGCCGACACCCCCCCUGGAGAAGGCCGUCUUCUGGACGGAGUACCUGCUGCGCCACAGGGGCGACACGAGGCACCUGCAGUCCGCUGCCAGGGACAUGGCCUGGUGGCAGCUCUACUGCCUGGACCUCGCCCUGCUCGUGCUGGGCUUCCCUGUCCUCCUGUGGGUCGCUCUCUCCAGGCUCUGCCACUUGCUGGUUCACUCCAGGCACGCACUGGCCAAGAAGCUCAAGGCUCACUAGCUGGUGUUUUAUCCAGUGACAGCUUUCCUAUUUAGACCUCACGCUGGGCCUCCCUGCGCUGCAUUGGAUCGCUCUCUCCAAAGUCUGCUGCCUGUUGCUGCUCUCCAGUCACAUUCUGGUCAGAAAGCUCAGGCUCCUUAACUCUGUCCAGUUGUCACCUCUAUUGCCUUGAUCUCAUCUUGUUGACAAUGGACCUCCUUGUCCUGCUGUCGAUCGGUCUUUCCAUGGUCUGAUACCUGCUGUUAUAUUCCAGGCACAUGCUGUCCCAGAAGCUAACGUUAGCUAGCUUCAUCCCAGCUACAGCCCUUACCUGGUGGCAGUUGUCCCACCUGGGCCUCGCCUUACUGACACUGAUCUCCCUGAUGUCGUGGGUCGCUCUCUCUGCCUGCCACCUGCUGCUACACUUCAGGCACACCCUGACCAGACAGAUCAAGGCUCACUAUCUCUGAGAUAACUAGCGCCCUCAUUCAUCGGAAUCUCUACUACUUUGAGAUUCAGCUACUACUGGGUCCCAUUGUUCUGCUGUGGGUCACUCUCUUCACGUUCUGACACCCAGAUACACCCCACACAAAAAUUCCAGGCCCACUAUCUCCAUCAUAGCUAGGGGUCUGGCCUACUGGAGAGCUCCAUUGAGUAGACCUCACCCUACUCACACUGGCCCUCGCUGAUCUCUGUGGGCUGCAGUCUCAAAAGUCUGCUACCUGAAGCUACUCUCCACAUACACCGUGUCCAUAAAGCUCAGGGUUCGCUAACUCUGUUAUUGAUAGGGUUCUUGCCAAUUUACAUAGUGGCUCGACCUCAUUCUACUCUCAGUGAGCCUCCCUGACCUACUGUGGGCCACUCUGUCCAAAGUCUAAAUGCCAGCUGGUACUUUCCAGGCGCACCCUGACCAAAAACCUCAAAUCUCACUGACUGGUUUUAUGGGGACUACCACGAAUUCCUCUCUUGUGCCAAUCUCUUCAUCUCAAAGUAGCGCUUGCAGUUGUCUUCCUCAAUUACUUGCUAGAUGUAUUUCAAUCUCUGUCUUCUUCUACAGCUUUUACCCUCCACAGCUACCUAUACUAACAUGGAAGUUCUUCCCUGAUGUCUUAACAGAUGCCCUUAUACUUUUCAGUGUUUUCCAAAUACUCCUUCCCUCUCCGAUUCUGCACAGAACCUUCUCAUUCCUUACCGUACCAGUCCACCUAAUUUUCAACAUUAGUCUGUAGCACCACAUCACAAAUGCCUCGAAUCUGUUCUGUUCUGUUUUUUUCCCACAGUUCAUAUUUCGCUCCCAUUCAAUGCUGUGUUCCAAACGAACAUUCUCAGAAAUGUUUUCCUCCAAUUGAGACCUGUGUUUGAUACUAGUAGACUUAUCUUGGCCAGGAAGCCACUUUAUGCCAGUGAUAGUCUGCUUUUGAUGCCCUCCUUGCUGCAUCCGUCACUGAUUGUUUUGCUGCCGAGGUAGUGGAAUUGCUUAACUUCAUUUACUGCUUGACCAUUAAUCCUGAUGUUUCUCGCUGUUCUCAUUUCUGCUACUUCUCAUUACUUUCGUCUUUCAUCGACUUAUUCUCAAUACAAAUUCUAAACUUUUUAGACUGUUCAUGCCAUUUAGCAGAUCACGCAAUUCUUCUUCACUUUCUCUGAAGACAGCAAUGUUAUCAUCGAGACGUUUCAUUGAUAUCCUUUCACCUUGAAUUUUAAUUCCUCUCCUUAAACUUUCUUUUAUUUCCAUCAUUGCUUUUCGAUGUACAGAUUGAACAGUAGGAAUGAAAGACUACAUCCCUGUCUUACACAUUUUUAGUCCGAGCACUUCGUUCUUGGUCGUCCACUCUUAUUAUUCCCUCUUGGCUCUUGUACAUAUUGUAUAUUACACAUCGCUCCCCAUAGUUUACCCCUAUUUUUCUCACUAUUUCGAACAUCUUACACCAUUUUUCUGUGACGAAUUCUUUUCGCUUUCUCUGCCUCGCGAUGACUGGGUGUUGUGUGAUGUCCUUAGGUUAGUUAGGUUUAAGUAGUUUUAAGUUCUAAGGGACUGAUGACCAUAGAUGUUAAGUCCCAUAGUGCUCAGAGCCAUUUGAACCAUUUUUGAACCAAUUAUUUUCCCAGGUCGAUAAAUCCUGUGAACUUGUCAUGAUUUUUCUUAAGUCUUGCCCCUAUUAUCGAAUACAUCAGAACCGCCUCUCUCGUGCCUUUCCUAAAGCUAAACUGACCGUUAUCUAACGCAGCCUCGAUUUUAUUUUCCAUUCUUCUGUAUGUUAUUCUUGUCGGCAAUUUCGAUGUAUGAACUGUUCAGCUGAUUGUGCGACAAUUCUCGCUGUUGUUAGCUCUUGCAGUUUUCUGAAUUGUGUGGAACGAUAUUUUUACGGAAGUCAUAUGUUAUAUCGCCAGACUCAUACGUUCUACAGACAAACGCGAAUAGUCGUUUCAUUGUCACUUCCCUCAAUGAUUUUAGAUGGUGGAAUGUUAUUUAUCCCUUCUUCUUUAUUUGAUCUUAAGUGUUCCAAAGCUAUUUUAAAUUCUGAUUCUAAUACUGGAUCCCCUGUUUCUUCUAAAUCGACUGCUGCGUCUUCUUCUAUCACAUCGAACAAAUCUUCCUGCUAAUAGAAGCCUUCAAUGUACUCUUUCCAUCUAUCCGCUCUCUCCUCUGCAUUUAACAGUGGAAUUCUCUUUGAACUCUUAAUGUUACCACCCUUGCUUUUAAUUUCACCGAAGAUUAUUUUGAACUUCCUUUACGCUGAGUCAGUCCUACCUACAACAUGUCUGUUUCGAUGUCCACAUUUUUCAUGCAGCCAUUCCGUUUUAGCUUCCCUGCAGUUCCUAUUUAUUUCAUUCCUGAGCAUCUUUUAUUUCUGUAUUCCUGAAUUUCCCAGAACAUUUUUUCUUUCUUUCAUCGAUCAGCUGAAGUAUUUAUUUUGAUAGCCAUGGUUUCUUCGCAGUUACCUUCUUUGUGCAUAUGUUUUUCUUUCCAACGCCCGUGAUUGCUCUUGUUACAGAUGUCCAUUCCUCUUUAACUGCACUGCCUACUGAGCUAUUCCUUAUUGCUGAAUAUAUAGCCUUAGAGAAAUUCAAGCGUAUCUCGUCAUUCCUUAGUACUUUCGUAUCCCACUCCUUUGCGAACUGAUUCUUCCUCACUAAUCUCUUAAAAAUCAGACUACUCAUGUUCACUACUGCAUUGUGAUCUGAGUUCGUAUCUGCUCCUGGGUGUGCAUCACAAUCCGGUACCUGAUUUCAGAAUAUCCGUGUGACCAUGAUGUAAUCUAAUUGAAAUCUUCCCGUAUUACCUGGCCUUUUCCAAGUAUAGCUUCUCCUCUUGUGGUUCUUGAAAAGAGUAUUCGCUAUUACUAGCUGAAAUAUGUUGCAAAAUUGAGCUACUCUUUCUCCUCUCUCAUUCCUAGGACCAAGCCCAUAUCCUCCAGUAACCCUUUCUUCAACGCCUUCCUCCGUGACUAUUAGAUUUUUGUCUCCCUUUAAGUACUGCAUUACCCGCUCAAUAUCCUCGUACACUUUCUCUCUCUCUCUCUCUCGUCAUUUUCAGCUUGCGACGUCGGCAUGUAUCUUGAACUAUCGUUGUCAGUGUUUGUCUGUUGCCGAUUCUGAUGAGAUCAACCCCUUCAGUGAACUGUUCAUAGUAACCCUCUCUGCUCUACCUCCCUAUUCAUAAUGCAUCUUACUCCAGCUGUAUCAUUUCGUGCUGCUUUUGAUAUUACCGUAUACUCAACUGGCCAGGAAUCCUUGCUUCUUUCUGUUUCACUUCACUGACCCCCACUAUACCUAAACUGAGCCUUUGUAUUUCCCUUUUCAGAUUUUGUAGGUUCCCCACCACGUUAAAGCUUCUGACAUUCCAUGCUCCGACUGGUAGAACGUUAACCUCUCGUUCUUUAUUCUGUAUUUUCGUUCCGGUCACCUCCUGUUGGCAGUCGACUCCCAGAGAUGCGAAUAACGACUCCGCCGCCUGAAUACGUUGGUCCUCCAUUUUCAUUGGGGAUGCUCUCUCCAAGGAUCGUUACCUGCUGCUACACCCUCUCCAAAAAGUUCAGUGGCGUGAUCUGCACUCUCCAAGGAGUCUAACAGCGUCCCACUCUAGGGACAUCGAACACUUUCUGUUUGUAAAGUUCAAGACUCUGCAGAAUUGUAAUUCCACAGCUUCUACAGCAGUGAACAGUACGGCAAUGGCCCUAACCCUACAUGUACAAAGCAUCGAUGUUGUUGAAAAUAACUUUUGUGCCUCGAUUUAAUCGAGAAUAAGAAUAAAAAAUGAUAGUAUUUAUUUAUUGUUAUUUUAUGUAUCAUUGUAUUGCAUGUUUCGAACUAUGUAUUUUAUCUGCAAUAAAGACUGUAUGUACAAUUUA